GCAGGAGGAGAAAGAGAGAGAGAGAGAGAGCAGAGAAGAAGAAGGCAAAGAAAGGAGAGGAAGGAGGGAGGGAGUUAUGCAAAGACGGAGGUCACUGGGUAACAGUUCUCUUCUGUCCUGGAGCAAGGAGCAGCCAGCAGCAUCUGAGUCUGGGAAACAAGUGGGAGACACAGGGGAAGGAGGCAGAGAAGAGCUCCAUCUCCUCCACAAGGCAUCAGAUAAGCCUGUUCCGCCUGCUCUCCUGCCCACACUUUGCUGUCACUUCUCUUGGCACCAGUGCCACUUUGUCGUUGCCCAGCAUCCUAGCCUCUUCGCCUAGCCUGUCUGCUGAUCCUGGGAGGGGAGCAUGGCUUCAUCUGCCAGUGGGAUGGAAGAAGUCCGCUCGUCGGUGCUCACCCCUCUCAAGCUGGUGGGACUUGUGUGCAUCUUCCUGGCCCUGUGUCUGGAUAUCGGAGCCGUUCUGAGCCCAGCCUGGGUGACGGCGGACAACCAGUACUACCUGUCCCUAUGGGAGUCUUGUAAGAAACUAGGCAACGAUUGGAAGUGCGAUACAACCCUGCAGAGUGAUUGGCAGAUCGCAACCCUUGCCUUACUACUUGGUGGUGCUGCCAUCAUACUUAUUGCAUUCCUUAUUGGCUUAGUUUCCAUCUGCGUGGGUUCCCGCAGGAGGUUCUACAGACCAGUGGCUGUCAUGCUGUUUGCUGCAGUGGUCCUCCAAGUAUGCGGUCUUGUGCUGUAUCCAAUCAAGUUCAUUGAAACUGUCACGCUAAAAAUAUACCAUGAAUUCAACUGGGGCUAUGGCUUAGCAUGGGGGGCAACAAUAUUUUCAUUUGGAGGUGCCAUACUUUACUGUUUGAACCCCAAGAACUACGAGGACUACUACUAGGUGACGGAGGAAAUAAUGAAACAAUAAAUUUACUCGAGUUUUUGUAUCUCCCUUUUCUAGAAGACAUGUGGAGCAUCAACCAGUCGGCUCAUUUGAUUUAAUCCCUCUUUGCCUUUUGGCUGCCAAUUAUAUAGUCAGCUUUACAUUCAUUCUAGAGAGAGAAAAAAAAACUGCAGAAAGAAGCUAAAAGGAUUGAAUGAGUGAAAUCAAUAACUUACUGCAAUUUGUUGUAAUAUUAAUGUUUGGUUAAAGAAACAUAAGCAAUGUAUGUACAAAUUGUAGAAAGAAAUGAAUUCGGAGACGGAUGUCCAUUUUUUCCUGGAAUGCAACAGAAAGAGAAUUCAAGAAUAAUUUGCCACUGUCAUACUGCUGAGGUCAUCAUUUUAUUGGACCAGGUUUUGAAGAAAACAAGUGCUGUUAAAUUACAUAUGGUGGAAUAAACUAAAAAUAAAACCCAUGAUGCAAGGCUUAUCUGAAAAAUGAAGAGUUCACUGGUUAACCGUAUGCAGCUUAGCCCCAUUUUUCACCAUCUGAAGGAACAUGCUUGUAAUUAGUGGCUGAAAUUCACCUUUGCACGGAGAAUAAAAAAUGCACAUCUGUUUUCCAUGAAAAUAAAAUAAAAAUAGAUUUAUGGGUUUAUUUUGAACUGUGAAUAUCAUAGCGAGAUUAAAGCUAAGCCUACAAGGAUAGCUAGAAAAUCAUUAACUUUUUAAGCAACUAUCUUUCAAGAAAGGUAUGUACUGUAGCUGUAGGAUUGUACAAUAUUUUAAUGUACUAUUUCCCAAGAGAAUAUUUGGAAUAUUUGGCUGUAUUCUAGAUCUAUGUGAAAUUAUGAAUUCCGUUAGAGCGUACUGCUUAUAAUGACCUGAAUUUCCAAUCUGUGCUUACAUGUGGAUGAGAAGACGAACCAUAUCUUAUCAUAUCAUUAAACCUUCGGAAUUAAUCAGUUUUAUGUUGAUACGUUGAUAUUCGGCUUAAUAUAGAUUGAUUGACAAACUACAAUUUAAAUAGAAAAUGCUGUUAAAAAUAUAUAGCUCCACAGUAUUUACUAGGGAUAACAGUUAUUUGCAAACAUGUGUUAGAUAUGAGUUAAAAAAAACUUUGGAGAAUUCCGAAGGACACUAUUGGCUCCUGCUUCUACCAUGCCUUCAUUGAAAAAUCAUGCAGCUGGAAUUUUAUAGCUUUUUUCUCCAUAUGGCUUAAAAGAUUGUCUCAUCAAGAUGACCCAUUUUUACAAAGAAGCAGGUUUGUCUGUAUGUCCUAUUUUAGAAAACCAUACCGAUCAAAAUAAUGUAACAUAUGUAUUUAAUAUUAAGCAUUUAAAUGAAUGGGAAUUUAUGCUAUAAGUGGACGGUCCUAAUCCACCCAAGUAAAGUUGUUCUUUUAUAAGUGGUAGUGGAAGACUGAGCACAGAAUCCCUAUCAGUAAUGUACUUAUUACUCAUAGAGAUGAGUAAUAAGAAAGUUCAGCUUUGCCAGUUCGCCAAAUUCAGUCAGAACCAGUAUACAAAAAGCUCUGGUUCUGACCAAACUAGAUUUGUCCCAACCUGUACUACACCAAUAGCCCUCUAUAACACUGUAAGGUCACCUAUGAGUGUAUCUGUGUAUUGCUGGGCUGUUUUUAAGGCAAAGUUUUAGUUUCACAACAUGUUUGGCUUUGGGUGAAUGGAUGGUACAUGGUAAUAACUAACAGGUUGAAUAAAAACACACUGCACUAGAACAUUUUUCAUACUUUUUAAAAUGUAUGUCCAAAAAUUAUCCCUCUUUGGAGGCAGAUGCCUGCCUGUGUUUAUAUGUACACUGAGGCAUCGAACAGAAGAAAUUAAUUAUUUGAUAGAGUUUGCUCAUUUCUAAUUAACUAGUAUGUUAUAUUGAAAGUGCGUUCUCCUAUUUGCAGGAUUGGGAAUAAGUAUCUAAUUGCAAGGGGUGGGGUUGGUUGGGUGGUCUGUGGGGAGGGGGGUUAGGGGAGCGCUGAGAUAUUACAUAAGCGAGGAUCUUGGGAAUCUCAGGCUCUCGCAAAUAGAAUGCAUGGAGCUCCAGUACAGAGAGAGACAGGGCCCAAGAGAAUGCAUGGAGCUCCAGUACAGAGAGAGACAGGGCCCAAGAGAAUGCAUGGAGCUCCAGUACAGAGAGAGACAGGGCCCAAGAGAAUGCAUGGAGCUCCAGUACAGUGAGAGACAGGGCCCAAGAGAAUGCAUGGAGCUCCAGUACAGAGAGACAGGGCCCAAGAGAAUGCAAGGAGCUCCAGCAGAGAGAAAUGGGGCCCCGUUCUGGAGAAACAACUGAUUUCUAAUAAUAAUUGGACAUUGCCACAUAUGAAACUCAAAAUUACUAUUAUUUGUGGCUACAUCAUUCCAAUAACUCAUGAAAACACAAAUGAUGUUUUCAGGAUUAUUUACAGUAGGUAGAAACACUGCGUUGGAGAAUACAAUUCACUAACAGUGUUAAACCUUACAUAUUUUGUAAAACAUAUUGGGGGACAUAUUCAAAGACUUUAGUGCAGUUUUAUUAGCACCACAAGCAUUGCUAUUUGCUCCAGAUUCUUUAUAGUGGUGCCUGCAGAUUUCAAAAUCUGGAGCACAUUUGUCCUGCAUUAAAAACCUGUGGUAAACACACCAUUUUUCUAGUUUACCAUUGGUCACUACUAAUAAGUGAAAGAAGAUGGUGGAAUUGUCACAAAGUACCCAGCUUGAUGUCUUGGCGCCCUUACAUAUGGCAGAGAUGCUUAAAAAAAUUUAGGUAGCCACUUUCUCAGCAACAGCCCAAACUUAUAAGGGUAAUAUAAAAACGAGAAAAAAAAAAAAACAACAAGAGGUGCGCCCCUAGUGAGGACCGUUUGAUGAUAAAUGAAGGUGUAAUGUAAAGAUGGGUUCUUACCCCUAGAUGUUGCGCUUAGAGCACAACACCUAUAGUAGCGUGGAAAUCAAGGGAAACCGCUGCCACGAGGAACCACCCGGUUUGACGGCCGUCAGUCCGGUAAUAAGCAAUGGGAAGAAAUACCCGGAUAGAUUCCUCUUAAGAAGGCGCUGGUACCCAGGGAUGGAGAUAACUUCUUUAUUGGCAACGCGUUUCGAUGCCUGACGAAGAUCCCGGUUCGGGAUCGAAACGCGUUGCCAAUAAAGAAGUUAUCUCCAUCCCUUGGUACCAGCGCCUUCUUAAGAGGAAUCUAUUCACGUAUUUCUACCCAAACUUAUAAGGGGACAUGCCUCUUAAUAACCCUGUGUUUUACUAAUGUUAUCCCUAUAUUUAUGUGCCCAUCAGGGACUAUUAGAAAUCAAUUAAUUAUAAACACUUUCAAUGCUAUGCCAGUGCAUAACAUUAUUGAUUGUUGUUUUUGGCACUAUGUGUACACAGCCUACAGAGAAAGUCUGCAUAGUCAGAGCAGUAAUCAGAUGCAAGGGAGGAGAGUAUGUGACCUUACUAUUUCAGGUUAGUUGCUUGGGAGCCUGAAAUGGUGCUAUGGAAGUCCAGAACAGUCCCUCUAUCCGACUGAAAACAUUAUUGUAACAGUUUUAUCUUAUUAAGGAAUAUGAAUUGUCAAUAACCAAUAUAUAUAUAUAUAUAUAUAUAUAUAUAUAUAUAUAUAUAUAUAUAUAUAUUGCAGAAAAAAGAGUGGCACUGUGUGGGAUUUCAAUCCCAGGAUCCAGCCGGGUGCUCAGUCCUAUCAAAGACUUGACCAUAAAGUCCCAAGCUGUAAAAUGGUUUUAUUCACCCAAAAGUGAAAAGCGACGUUUCAACCUCCUCAAUGAGGUCUUUUUCAAGCAUGAAAAAGACCUAAUUGAGUAGGUUGAAAUUUAGCUUUUCACUUUGGGUGAAUAAAACCAUUUUUUCAUUGGAUCGCUGGAGUGCCGCCCUAUUCUUUUGGAAAUAUAUAUGUAUAUAUAUAUAUAUAUAUAUAUAUAUAUAUAUAUAUAUAUAUUAUUUUGACUAUUUGUGUGGAAAAUAAAGAAUGCAUAGGCUUUUUGAUUAAAAAAAUAUUAAAGUAAAAAACAAAAAAUUUUAUAUAGCAAGACACUGUUCAAGGAUGGCACAGUUAACACACAGAUAAAACUCUGGUUACACCUGAGACACCUUUAUGCACCAUAAAGUAGAGAUAAACCUUUGAAUAUCUAGGGUAAGAUGCAAACACAAGGCCAUGUCCCUUUUAAAAAACAUUGUUAAGCAAGGUGUGACUAAAAAAUAUGAAUAUGUAGAGCUAACAAUGUGUGCCACAUUUUAUACGGUGCAGCUAAAGCAAAAAAAAAAAUGGACCUAAAUUCUUUGAGUAUCCCCCCCCAUUGUUUUUCUCCCAUAUAUAGUAUUAUAUUUGCCCCCCAAUAAAUAAGCACACAAUAUUUUUGAUACUUUGGUCAUGCUGUUAUACAGUGUGCAUUCGUAAUGAAAUUCAAAGAUUACAGAAAUAAUUAUAGAUUAAGUAAGAGAUGAAGCACAUAAAUCUGCCUCUAGUUUCCUACAAUUAGCUUUUAUUUUCAUGCCAAUAAAUGCAUAUAUAAAAAAUACUAUAUCAAGUGUAUAGGACUAUAAAAAAAAAAAGCCAAAUGCUGCAAUAUUUGGUUGUGUUUAUUUUUUGUGAAGAAUGUUUAGGGAAAGUAUACUAAAUAAUAAAUUUAGACAAAAAAAAACUAUAAAGUCAAUAUACAUUUUUGUCUACUUUGUAUAACCUCAAACUUAUUUUCCAACGUGAAAGGAAAAGAAAUAUAGACUAUAGCAUGGCAUUCACAUAAGGGAGAAUGUCAUCAAAUUCUAAAAAAAUGUUGUCCAUUUACUUUGUGUAUUGGACCACACAACUUACAUUUUCAUACUAUAAAUAUAUAUAGAUAUAUUAUUAGCCCUUUUAUGUAAAUACAAUUGGCACAUUAUGAAAAUCCCCUCUCCGAAAGAAGUCGCCCAAUGCCUAAUUGCCGCAGGUCUUGCUUCUCUGAACCCCUAAUAUGGAUCCAUGUAUGUGGAAUAUGUACAAAGAAAUCCACAUUCUAUAAAAGGGUUAAUAAUUUGCUAAGAAAGACUUUAAAAGUGUACUCCAGAAUCCUGAAAAUGUUCACCUGUUUCUGAGGGAGGGGUGAUAAUAAAAAAAACUAAACUAAAUUAUACUCAUCUACCCCUUUCUCUGCAGUCGAUGUUUUAGUGACUCCCAGUUAACCCGCUUAACUCUGCUUGUUGCUACUUGUUGUUGAGUCUUCUCAGUAAGAUCUGCCCACUCAAUCAAUAACUGACUGGUGAGGUGGAAUUGAGGUGGUGCAUCAUUGUGGCGGCCGAUUGGCUGAUCGGGCAGGUCCCGGUGAAAAGACUCAUUUCAAGGGUAGCAAAAAUCAGUGAUGACCAGGGGGUCAUAAUUCACUGGAAUGGGAGUUACUGGGGAACUGAGAUAGGUGAGUAACAUUUUUUAUUUUUUUUUACCAUGCACCAGCUACAUGUGAAACAUUUUAGGAUGCUGGAAUACCCCUUUAAAGUAAAUGUAUGUUUCCAAAAAUUUAGCAAUAAUGUUUCAUACACAAUAAUCAAUUCCUAAAAUUUUAAUAUACAUUACCCAUUAUAUGUUUUAACCUAUAUUUGUCAUGCUAGUAUUACCGUAAAAAAGCACUUUAGAGAAGGAAAAUGUUAUAGAAAUAAAUCUUUAGUUAUGAACUGCUUUAAGAAAUCUAUAGAUAUGGGACAAGUACAUAAUAUGAGAUAAAACAAAGGAAAUAACUCUUACUACAAGAUAUAUGGAGGAAUUAUGACCCAUUUCCAAGAAUGCUGAAAAAAUAUAUUGCAAUUCUGAGUGUUGUAAGUGUAAAAGGGUUGUAAAGAUGAUAAAUAGGUGUAAAACGUGUCAGAUCCUUAGAAAGUAGCAAAAAUAUUACAUACUUCAGCUUGUUUCUCCAUUGCUUUCCUUACUUUACUAUUAUAGCUCCACAAUUAUUAUAUUAAACAAUGUUAAAUUAAAUGAACCAUGGUCAAUUUACCUCACAUCUGGGUAACAUACUAUAUUUUUAUAUGUUCUUAUUGCAAUCAUCUUCUUCGCGUUGUUUAUUUACAUAGGCUUGUUUUCUUUUCCUCCUUGCUUCUUACUGUCCUACAGCUAUUUUCAACUCCAUUACACAAGAGAAUAAAGAGCUAUUAUGAAUAACUCAAAAUUUUACCAGAGAUAAAAUCGUAAAACAUUUUGUUAUUAACAUUUCACAGCAUCAUUCACUUAAAUGCUUAUAGCACUACUGUGUACCAUUUUUUUUAUAAAAAAUAUUUAUAAAUUAUUCAUGAUAUCUUGUACAUUUACUUAGUUUUUCAAGUAAUAUGGUACUUAAACAGAUUAUGAACUAAAGCUAGUUUGUUUUUUUAAACUUUAUUUUAAUCUACGUGAUAGAGAGACAAAAAUGAGGGAUGAUAGUUAUUUUGAAAAGUAGUAACUGUUGCUUUAAAUUGAAGAAAUCUAGAUAGGAUGCAAAAAAGGGUGAGGCUGAAGCCUCCUUGUAACUACUGUUGUAUCUUGACCAUUCUGUCACUGUAUAUGCUACAUUAGAUUAGCCAAAUGCUUUGUUGUAACUUUUCCAGUUGGUAUGUUUAUCAGUCUUGUUUUGGAAUUAAUAAAUUAUAUUUUUUAGCAGUUAAAACCAAUCAGAUUCUUCAUUAGUUUUAUACAGUAAAUGCAAAUUGUCAUGAGAAUGCCAUCAGGGCUCCAUUAAUAAUUCCAAAUUCUAUGGCAUAACACAUGUUUAUGUGCCAGCAUUGCAUACCCUGCUUCAAACUCUUGCACAACUAUGUUAACCUUUUUUGUAAGUACAAAUAAAAAAAUAUAGAGAGAAUUAUGUGUUAAAAACUGAUAUAUAUAUAUACGGAAUAGCAUGUGACUGUAUAAUAUUAAACAUGCAAUGAACUGACUGGUAAGUGAAGUCCGAUCUUAUAGCUAGCAAUGUAAUUUAUUCAGACUGUAUUUUUGUACAGAACAGUACACACUAACCUAUUGCCUCUGUGUUCUUUUAAUGCCUAAUACUGUGCCUAGAGAUUUCAUUUCUGUCUAUAAAAUAAAAUAUAUUUCAAGCUGUU
Molecule: messenger RNA, 7908 nt
Organism: Hyla sarda
Lineage: Eukaryota; Metazoa; Chordata; Amphibia; Anura; Hylidae
Gene: TMEM47
Product: transmembrane protein 47
Exons: 3
Coding region: 347-886 (179 amino acids)
Biological process (GO): cell-cell adhesion
Cellular component (GO): cell-cell junction
Source: RefSeq, a predicted model, not a curated record